CUUAUUCGUAGUAUUAAUCAACUGGCCAAUUUCGAACACUAUCAUUCAAAUAAUUCAUCAUAAUCUGAAGUCCCAGAAAUUAUUGCUACUUCAGUAAUGGAGGGAGAACAUAAUCCAAUUAACCGGAAUUUGUCAUUCUGUUUAAAAAAAUCAGAUAUUUUAGGAAAUAAUAGUAUUUUGAAUGAGCAAACAGUUCCAGUAAAACAGGAUCAGCAAAAAGAAAAUGAAAAGUUCGGCAACAACAAAACGAUGUUGGAAGAAACUCCUAAUAGUGUUUCGAUGCCUUCCGCGGUGAAGACUUCAACAUCAAACAUGUAUAAUGGUGACAGUAAAAUAUUAAAACGGAAUACUACCAAAUCAUAUAAAACAGCAGAAGAACGUAUUCCUAGUUUUUAUUUUAUCUCGAAACCAGUCUGUUCAGCUAAAAAAGUUAAAAACCAUUCAAAUAAUCCAAAUAAAUCCACAAAUAUGGUUAACAGAGAUAGUAAAAAAUUAAAUCAUAAAAUGGCCAAUGUAUUUAAGAAGACAGAAGAACGCAUUCCUAGUUUUCUUUCUAUCCCAUCACCAUCCUAUAACGAAAUAUUGAGAUGUUGAUUUUUCAAUAGGCUCAACUAGGCAUAAAAAUGUUAAAAUUCACAAAAAAAAUCCAAGAAAACCUAUGCAAUCAUAAUGUAAAUCACAUAUGUAGUAAAAAAAAAUUGUAGAUUUUUGUUACCGAAAACUAAAAACAAAUUGUGUGUACUAAAAAAAUGCACGUACGAAGAAGGCUCACAGCUUUCUUGACUUGAUAGAUAUUUUAUUUUAGUUAUAAUUUUGUUACCUAUAGGUAUAACUUUAUUUUUUACGCUUUUAAAAAAAGUGUAGAUAUAAUCAUAAAAGUUGACAAUAACAAAGUUUUUACUCUUUAUGUAGAAAAAAAAAAGUAUGAUGAAACAGUAACAUGAAAAUGCGUUAUUCUCAUUGUGAGUGUCAUAUGCAACUUAAAAAAGUCAUAUGUUUAUACAUCACAUUUAUAUAAUAAUAAUAAUAAUUUAGGUAUUUACUAUUUGCUAAUU
Messenger RNA from Daktulosphaira vitifoliae (grape phylloxera), 1055 nucleotides. RefSeq lists its product as uncharacterized. The record is from RefSeq and is a predicted model, not a curated record. NCBI's taxonomy places the organism in Eukaryota, Metazoa, Arthropoda, Insecta, Hemiptera, Phylloxeridae. Bases 97 to 594 code for a protein of 165 amino acids. The transcript has 4 exons.